Molecule: messenger RNA, 2800 nt
Organism: Megalops cyprinoides (Indo-Pacific tarpon)
Lineage: Eukaryota; Metazoa; Chordata; Actinopteri; Elopiformes; Megalopidae
Gene: gal3st2
Product: galactose-3-O-sulfotransferase 2
Exons: 4
Coding region: 9-2144 (711 amino acids)
Biological process (GO): glycolipid biosynthetic process
Cellular component (GO): membrane
Molecular function (GO): galactosylceramide sulfotransferase activity
Source: RefSeq, a predicted model, not a curated record
UAAGCGAGAUGCCUUCCAUGCAAAGGAAAGCAAUUACGGAAAGAGCAUUGUAUUUCUGGAAGUCAACUCUGCCUUGGUCCACGAGGUUGAAGGGAGUGCUGUGCAGCCCUCUAAGGUUUAUGUGGAUAGCCCUCAUGCUGUUGACAGUCCUCUGUGUGUCCGUUCAAAUACUGGGUGUGAUUCGACAGUCAAGAAAUGACAAAGUUCUGAAGGAAUUUGCCAAUGAGAAGCUCUUCAGCAUGAGGUUUACAAUUGCGUUCCAGAAUACACUUACAACAACGCAACGGGCCUCGGAGCGACGGCAGUCUAACCACGUACCUCUCAUUCAGUACAUCCAACACUUAAACCAGGGAACGACUCUGAGAAGGGAAAGACAUAACCAGCAAUCAGCUGAGAGAACUAGAAACAUACCUCACCUUGAAGUCCAGCCCCAGAGAGGUAGGGCUCUGUCUGUGCGAGUCCCUAACGAUGCUCCUCCGCCCAGAGGACAUAUCGGCAAGGCCACUAAAGUCACACCUUCACUGAAAGGAACCCGGGGUAAAUUGGUACCUGCUGCGGCUGAGACUGUACCUGAGGUGGGAAAUUAUCACCCUCUCGGUAUGCAGAAGAAUACCUCCAAGUCCAUUUGGCCUGCAGCCUCUGUUACCUCUGGUGUUCUGCGCCCUCAAGUGGGGCUGGCGGUAGUCAUGUCACAUGAAGGACGUGGGAACCUGUUAGCACCCAAGGGGAGGGCCAGCGGCCCUCAGUCGAUCCAGCUGGAACCUCAGCGCUCCGCUGACCCACUGCCUAAUGCACAGAGACAACCUGGGCCGAAAAGCAAGGCGCUUCUGGGCAGGAAGUCCCCCUCUCUGGCAUUGACCACGUUGCAUCUCCCCUCCACAGCAGACACCGGCUUCGCCGUGGUCAAGCCCGCAGCCAUCGUCGCUGUGGAUCGCGGGGCCACCACCUGCCGGCCAAAGACUCAUAUCGUCUUCCUUAAAACCCACAAGACAGCCAGCAGCACCAUACUGAACAUCCUGUACCGGUACGGAGACAGCAGGAACCUGACGUUUGCGCUGCCCUUGAACAAGCACAGCCAGCUGUUCUACCCACUGUACUUCGCCGCGCAUUUUGUGGAGGGCUUCAGAUCAAAGGCCGUGAAGGAGUACGACAUCAUGUGUAACCACAUGAGGUUCAUGCCAUCGGAGGUCAAAAAGGUUAUGCCAGAGGACACCUUCUACUUCUCAAUUCUGAGGAAUCCAAUUCCCAUGAUGGAGUCCAUUUUCACUUAUUACAAGAGUAUCCCUGCCUUCCACAAAGCCAGGACCUUAGAUGACUUCCUCAACAAUGCCUGGCAGACCUACAACAAAUCGCAGUCUAAUAAUCACUAUGGCAAGAAUCUCCUGACCUUUGACUUUGGCUUCAACAACACUGCUGUCGAUAUUGAGAGACAGACCAGCCUGUCCGUCUCCAUGAUAGAGCAGAACUUUCACCUCAUCCUCAUAUCUGAGUACUUUGAUGAGUCCAUGAUCCUGCUGAAGAACGCCCUCUGCUGGUCACUGGAUGACGUGGUCUCAUUCAAGCUGAACAGCAGGAGCAACCGUACCAGGCAUGAGCUGUCCCCUGAGACGAUGGAGAAGAUUAAAGAGUGGAACUCCCUGGACUGGAGGAUCUACCUCCACUUCAAUGCCACCUUCUGGAGGAAGGUGGAGGAGAUGGUGGGUUUGGAGAACAUGAGGCAGGAGGUGGCACGGCUGCAGGACAGGCAGAAGCAGCUGAUGAAGACCUGCAUCAGAGAGGGCGGGGCUGUGGAUCCCUCCCAGGUGAAAGACUCGGCCUUGAAGCCGUUUCAGUAUGGCGCUGCGGUCAUACAGGGCUACAACCUCAACCCCGGGCUGGACAAUGCCACCAAAAAGCACUGCCAGGAUCUGAUCACACCCGAGCUGCAAUACACGGCAGCACUCUAUACCAAGCAGUUCCCCGAGCUGGCAGCCAAACUGGGCUCCUCCAAGAAACAGCCUGUCCCAAAAAAAAUAAUAGCCAGGAGCACCACGGAGAGGCAGAGGCGGAGCCUGCUGGGCGGUCCCAGGAAACAGGCUCGCAGUGCCUACCAGAAUGCACUCUCCAACGGGACUGCUGCCAACAGGCUGCAAAAUGUGCCUUGAAUCACAGCUCUCAGCCACAGGAGGCUAGCUACUAGAAAGAUGUGUCUGGCUCUGCUGGUUCCAGUCAGGCUAAUAGCCUGUGAAUCAUACCAGGGUAGAUCAGAGUGCCCUGGGUGGCACAAAUGUAGAUUGAACAUCCUGAUGAUUUUCUUUUUUCUGUCUGAUUGACAGACACAUACUUUAACAUUUGGAUGUGGACACAACUACGGCAAGAGGUGUCCAGUUUGAGUUUGGAUCGGGGGAGUGGCACAAAUGUAGAUCGAACAUCCUGAAGAUGUAAUGAUUUUCUUCAGUUUUUUCUGUCUGAUUGACAGACACACUCUUUAACACUUGGUUGUGGGCACAACUGGGGAAAGAGAUGCUCAGUUUGAGCUGGGAUUGGGUGAGUGGGGUUCUCAAAUUUGGUGUUUGCAAGGCCAGGGAGUCCUCAUGUCUAGGUGAGGUGCAGUGAAAGGAGACCAGAAAGGAGAAGGAGCAGAGAAUCCAUCAAUGAAAACAACGGAAGGUGACGCAAAAUGUGCUGUGUGUGGAGUGAGGAAAAUUCGGGUUUGGGUUUGGGGUUAGAAUCUUCCAAGGUCAUGAGGGUCGCUACAGAGAUAUGGGAUCAAAAGACAGCAAAUAAUGUAAAGUCGUGAGGAAAGUACCAGGCCCACUCU